GAAAUAUUCAAUAAAUUAAAAAAAAAGCAGUAGCCUUUGUAUUAUUAUUUCCUUUAAAAGUAAAUCGAAAUUUGAAGUGAAUCAAAGUAAAACAGAAACAUGGCCCGUCGUAAAAACAAGGAACAAAUGCUGAUGGAAAUGUUUAAGCGGCCCCAAAAAGUGGAGCCUCGGCAGACGCUGGGAAAUCAGAAAAAGCCGAAUCUGAAACGGAGAACAAUAAAUGCAGCGGCUGCGGCGAAAAGAUACAACUUUCCUCGAACUUUAAAGAGGAGGGUUAUCCGGCAGAUUUGCAGAUUGCCACCGGAAACGUGCAAUCAGAAGACGCAAGCUCAGGUGAUGUACUUCAAUUCGAACUACGGAAGGAAUAAGAACGCUAGUCUCAGCCCAAAAGAUUGUCACGAGCCAACUUGUCCCAAAGCUCUCAGUGCCCUAAAAGCCAAAGAAAAUCUGCGUAUGAGUCCUGCAUCAAGGCAGAGAUCGCAAAAAAGCAAAAGAAAAUGCCCUUAAGUCUUCGAAGCCAUUUUUAAUUCCUAUAAAAAUGGACAAGGAUUCCAUGAAUAUUGUAAUGAUCGCCAUGAUCCUGUGAAUUUUUGUAUACAAUUUUACAUGUACCUAAAAGCCUUGUGAAAAUAUAACUUGAUGUAUGCAGCUUU
This is a messenger RNA of Drosophila santomea, 653 nucleotides long. RefSeq lists its product as uncharacterized. The coding region runs from base 100 to 507 and encodes 135 amino acids. The transcript has 2 exons. NCBI's taxonomy places the organism in Eukaryota, Metazoa, Arthropoda, Insecta, Diptera, Drosophilidae. The record is from RefSeq and is a predicted model, not a curated record.